Ambispora gerdemannii is the source of this 156-nucleotide messenger RNA. Lineage: Eukaryota; Fungi; Glomeromycota; Glomeromycetes; Archaeosporales; Ambisporaceae. The record is from the annotation of a GenBank genome assembly.
AUGCGCUUAAAUCAGCAUGGUCUAUACACCAAUGUCAUGCGUGAUGCGAAAGGCGUAAAAUAUAAUAAAGGCACCCUUAUUGCUCAAAGAACCGAACAAGAAAUUUUUGACGCGUUGGGUGUUCCUUAUCGUCCUUCGAAUGAAAGGAUAUGUUAA